Molecule: messenger RNA, 886 nt
Organism: Priapulus caudatus
Lineage: Eukaryota; Metazoa; Priapulida; Priapulimorpha; Priapulimorphida; Priapulidae
Product: sulfotransferase 1A1-like
Exons: 6
Biological process (GO): sulfation
Cellular component (GO): cytoplasm
Molecular function (GO): sulfotransferase activity
Source: RefSeq, a predicted model, not a curated record
UCGCAUCUAGCGACUUGGGACCUAGGACCUAGGACCCCAAACGGGGGCAGACUCGCAGAUGUUAUAUCUCUAUGUACUCUCUCCACGCCUGAAAGGCAGCCAGUACAUCGGACGGCUGGCGGUGUGGGAACAUUGUUUACGUCACGUGAUCAACACUGGUGUAUUCGGGAAAUUGCAUUGAAAUCGGCAAUAAGUUAAAGAAAAGACUUUCAUCAUGGCUGGGAUGUCAGAGUUAGGCGGCUACAUCUUCCAGAUGUCACGAUCGAUCACUACAAAAACGGGCUGAUUAAUUUCCAAGCGAACGAGAGCGACAUAUUCGUAGCGUCGUUUCCAAAGUCGGGAACAACAUGGACACAGGAGAUAGUUUAUCUAAUCAUGAACAACUGCAAUACGGAGAAGGCGAACGAGAAAAUUCUCGAGGAGAGGUUUCCCUGCGUGGAUUUCACGUUCGAGGGAAGGACGCCAGUCAACCCUGACACACUGCCGUCACCGAGGUUCAUCAAGAUCCACCUUCCUUACAGUCUUCUGCCGCAAACAAUCAAAGAUAAAAAGUGCAAGAUUGUGUACGUAUCGCGCAAUCCGAAAGACAACUUGGUGUCCUACUACUUCUCUUUUCCAUACGGGCCGUACUGGAAACAUAACCUGAGUUACUGGGACGUCAGAGAGGAAGCAAAUAUUCUAUUCAUCAAAUACGAGGACAUGAAGAAGGAUCCCAAUGCAAGCAUCCGUAAGAUAGCCGAAUAUCUGGGUAAGGAACUCACAGAGGACCAAGUCGACCUGAUCGCUGAAGCCACUAGCUUCAAAAAGAUGAAAACAAACCCGAAUACAAACUAUGAUUGGCUGCCAGAGAACGAUGUACCAGAAACACACAAAUUCAUGCGCAAAG